Molecule: messenger RNA, 5503 nt
Organism: Pelmatolapia mariae (spotted tilapia)
Lineage: Eukaryota; Metazoa; Chordata; Actinopteri; Cichliformes; Cichlidae
Gene: slc25a42
Product: solute carrier family 25 member 42
Exons: 8
Coding region: 440-1420 (326 amino acids)
Biological process (GO): transmembrane transport
Cellular component (GO): mitochondrial inner membrane
Source: RefSeq, a predicted model, not a curated record
GCUUGGCUGACAGGAGUAGUAACGGCAGAGCCCACAGUGGCAUGGAGGAAGCCUGUCACUUAGAGUCACUGCAGCUCUGGAGCGUGUGAGAAACGUAUUUUAAACGGCACCUUCAACAUUAGGACACAUUUCCAGUCAGGACAUUAGCUCAUGGUUAACAUUUGCAGUACGCUGUUACCGAGAAAAUAGACGCGAAUUAAACAGCGGGCUAACGGCUAGCUUACCUUACUUAACCUGGUAUUUGGCUAACUUAGAAAUAACUCCUGAAGAAGCUGCUAACGGCUGGAAAUAACGCGCCAGUAGAGGGGAUAUCAAAACGUGACAACUCUUGAUGCCGGUGUCGGGUUUAUAAGCUUCUAGCCUCCUGUACUCCCCACCAGCAUCACCGCUGCCACCAGCGGUUGAAUUCAUGAGCGUGCUUGGUUCAUAAUCCUCGGGGAUGGGGAGUGGAGUCCAGGAACAACGGGCAUCACUCACACAGGGUGAAGUGCUCCCACUGGCUUCCUCCAGUCAGUCAGAGGGGAUGAAACAGACUCGGUCUGUUAUCAACUCGCUCUUUUCGGGGGCUUUAGCAGGAGCUGUAGCCAAGACAGCUGUCGCCCCAUUGGACAGAACUAAAAUCAUCUUCCAAGUGUCUUCUGCAAGAUUCUCUGCCAAGGAAGCUUACAGGUUGAUCUACCGCACCUACCUGAAGGAGGGCUUCCUCAGUUUAUGGAGGGGAAACUCUGCCACCAUGGUGCGAGUCAUCCCGUACGCUGCCAUCCAGUUUUGCGCACACGAGCAGUACAAGGGCCUGCUGGGAGGCUACUAUGGCUUUCAGGGAAAUGCCCUACCUCCAGUCCCAAGGUUGCUGGCUGGGUCCAUGGCUGGUACCACUGCCGCUAUGAUGACAUAUCCUCUUGACAUGGUGCGAGCGAGGAUGGCUGUAACGCCAAAGGAAAUGUACAGUAACAUUCUGCAUGUGUUUGUGCGGAUCUCUCGAGAAGAGGGCAUGAAAACACUGUAUCGAGGCUUUACUCCCACCAUACUGGGUGUUGCCCCCUAUGCUGGCCUCAGCUUCUUUACCUAUGAGACACUGAAGAAGUUGCAUGCAGAGCACAGCGGCCGCCAGCAGCCCUACUCAUACGAACGCCUGGCUUUUGGAGCCUGUGCAGGUCUCAUCGGCCAGUCUGCAUCUUACCCUCUGGAUGUAGUACGGCGGCGGAUGCAGACUGCGGGUGUCACAGGUCACACGUACCGCACCAUCCUGGGCACCAUGAGGGAGAUUGUGUCCGAGGAAGGGGUUAUCCGCGGACUCUACAAAGGUCUCAGUAUGAAUUGGGUUAAAGGACCUAUUGCAGUGGGGAUUAGCUUCACCACCUUUGACCUCACUCAGAUUCUCUUGAAGAAGCUUCAUCAAAUGGGUUAUACUACUCCAUAAUAAUGAAAAAGAGAGUUGAAAAUGGGGGUAGAGGGUUGAGUAGAUCCCUGUAAGCCCACUGUGGUGAGACAGAAGAGGAAGCAAGAGUGAAAAAUGUGUAUUGCUGGAUAAAAGCAAAAAGCACAGUGGCUCAGGAUGCGUGGGUAAUAAUAAUUUAUUCUCUCGCUUUGUGUAACAGAGGUAAGUUGGAUAGUACGCCUUGUCAUGUACAUCUAAGUGCAAUAUCAUCAAUAUGUUUGUGUGUACACAUGAAUUGUAAUGGUUCUACCCUCUCAGUACAUUUGUAAUCCAGAGAGUUAAAAGGUACACACACACACACACACACACACACACUGCAGUCUGCCAGCUGCCAUGUGUAUCAUUUUAAAUCUUUUACUUUCCAGUGCAAUGCUGGUUUCCACUCAUUUCCCAUGAGUUUAAAAAAUGCAUUCAUUUAAUAAGAGUAAGAUAUGCCCUUGUUGAGAUUUGUUUUAAGGAAAUUUAUUUUAAGAAAAUAUACCAAAGGUUAUGACCUGAGUUAGUGCAAAUUAUAUGCCAUAAAUGGUGUUGUAGUAUGUUUAAGUGUGAGUUCACAGCGGCUUUGUAACUGCUAUCAAAUGGUUUGAUUUAGUUUGAGUUGAAAUAUUAAAAGCUCACAGUCUAGUGUUUUUUCAGUGGCACUCCUGAAGAUUGAAUUCACAGUUUUAUUAGUUGUUUAGUUGUGUUUUAUGGUGGUGCCAACAAAAAAGAAUUACCAGUGCCCAUAGUGUUUUUUAGAGAGUUUUCGUCACAUAUCGAUUGUUUUUCACUUUAAUCAUGUCAUAGGCUUUUUGAAAGAUUUAUAUCUGAAGUAUAAAUACAGAUACUACAGUUACUCCAGCUCAACUAUUGGGGCCUUUUCAGUGCUGGAACCACUUCCCCUAGGAACAUUUGGGAGGCUGUUUUGGAUGUUUUUUCUUUCUAAUAAGCUCUGAAACAUCAAUGGAAAAGAGAGUAUUGUAGAAACACAGACAAGUAACAAUAUGAAGGAACCUUGUAGUUCUUUGGGAAAAAGUUCCUGGGACUACGGCGUCUCAGUUUUAGUGGAAAUAUGCUUAUUGGUUCUCAGCCCUAAGUAACGCACAUCAAGUAGUUAGGUAAUCCCCCAAAUGUGACAUGUUACACACUGAUAUUUAGAAAGAACAACUAAACAUGCACACAGCCCUCUUUGUGACGUUUACAGUGUCUCAUUGUUGCUGACACAGUCUGAGAGGUGUUGCUUUUACAUAUGUCACUUAUCUGUGGUGGUGUUUUUAAAAAGUACAGUAUAUCAAGAGGCAUUUUUUAUAUCUUCACCCUCGUAUGUGUCGCUGAUGUUGGACACACACGAAGUACACACAUUACACAAAUGUGUCUUCCAUUUGCUGCCAGUGUGACAGCUGUGCAGUCUGUCUCUUCGCUGCCAUUCACGGCUGUUUUGUUUUUAAAAACGUGACUUGACACUAGUCUAGACUGUGACAUGUCACUGGAAUGACUUUAAAUCUCCUGGUUAGGGAGGAGGACUCAGUGUAGAGCUUUUAGCAGUAUUUGCUAACUUGACUGGAAAUAUGCAAACACAUAGUGAAGAGAUCAUUUGAGUUCUGUUACAAAGAUAAUUUAGUUCUCAGUAUUGUACUUUACCUCAGCACACAAUCACGUGUUUUUCUAAUCGUCACAUAUCAAUUAGAAGUGUUAAUGUAGAGUUGUGGCAGCAGAUGGGACUUGGAGCUUGUUUGAAUGAUGCAGAUUAACAUUUUGACAGUAUUGAUGCAGGCUCAUAGACCCUGAGCAGUGUCAAUAGUUUCUAUACUUGGACCUUACAUACUAAGGCAGAACGGCUGAGCUGGGUGAGCAGAUGAGUAGAGCCAAGCAGAGCAGAGGGCAUGAGGUGUCAUCUGUAACAGGAAUAAGAAGCAAGGCUUGUGACUGAAACUCAGCAGUGAAUUUGAAAGAUUUAUAUUUUUAAAUAUGUACAAUUGUUUAAUUGAUGAUUAAAAAAUGGGAAGAUUAAUCACCAAAAUGAGAAAACCUAAUCUGACUGAUGACAAUGCCCAAAGUAAUAUUCUGAUCUUAGACCAGCAGAUAACCUCACCAAAUAAUAAUUAACAACAUAAAAAAUACUAAUAGUUUAGAAAAUAGCUUUUGAGAUUUGGAAAAUGUUUCAGUUUAUUAAAAUGCAAUCACUUAAAAAUUUUUUUUUUUAAAUUUACUUGUUGGUUUAUCCAGGGACCGAUUCACUGCUAAAGCAUAAUGAUAAUUGUUCCAUUGUUAGUGCCUACAAGACAUCAGCGUACUCACGGUGAUAUAGGUAUUAUUCUUUUUGGAUAGUUUUAAACAUGUUUUUCCAAAAUAAAAGUAAAAGUAAUGAGCACAGCUGGGAUUGAAACCACAAACUUCUUUUUAAAUAAAUAAACACGUCAGAGGUGAAGUCUAAGUAAAGUAAGAUCCACAUUUUUUUUUCUAUUUUCCCAUUUUGUGCAGAUUUGUAACGCACGUCGUGAUGUGAUUACUGAAUUUAGUACAGUAACUUGUUACGUUACUGUGUUGCUGAACAAUGUAACGCACUGAUAAAUAGCUAAGCAUAACAAAUGUUAAUGAAAUCUGUUUAUGUUUUUUAUGUCUGAAAGAAAAAGAAAAUAUCAGCCUAUAUAUCAAAUUUUUAAAUCAACAAAUAUCAGCAUUGCUCUUAAAAAUAUCUGGGAGGGGAGGUUUUACAGGGAGUUUUACAAUCCCUACACUCCUGUAUCCUGCCUUCUCUGGAAAUCAUUUUCUCAUUUUCUUUGUCUGCUCAUGGAAAUUGUUUGUUGGAAUUAAUGUAGCGUUCAGGUGAUCUCCUGAACAUAACACAAUAUUUUGACUUUAGUUGACCUCUGUAAAUGAGGAAGAUUUGUGACAUACAGCAUCUCCAGUCCAUAUAUCUGCUCCAUCAGCUGUGGGCAGAUGCAUUAAAGUGUUUUAAUAUCAGUUGUCUUUACCCCUUGUCUUAGGUAGCAGGAGGAAAGCUUAGAUCAACGACUAUUUGGUCUGUAAUUAGCACAUAUGAAAGUGUGCUUGGUUAAAAGAAUACAUUAAGUGAAACCUGAACGAAGGGUAUUUCCUCACUCUAAGUGCCUAGCAAAGGAUAGUAAUGUUUUUACUACAACUGAGCUGCUUCUACUAACCCUUCUGAAGGUUUCUUCCAUUUUCUAGCCUUGCUUCAGUCUGGAUGUUCUCAGUAAGAAGAAGCAGAUGCUCUGAAGUUUAGAAAUUGUUAGUCCUCAGUGGCUGAAUGUAUUUCUUCAGGUUCAGUUUUGUAUGUGAAUUUUGUAAAGCUUAAACUGCCUUGGAGAGUAAAUCACCAUGAAAGGUGAUUCUCAGUUCCCAGUUCAUUCCAACACAUUUAGGACUUAUUUAAAGCCAUGAAGGCAGAAUUAAAAAAAGCAAAGUUACUGGUUUGGUUUUGCCCCUUCUCCAACACGCCAUACUCUGAUUUAAAUUGGAAUAACCGUGAUUGUUGCAUUGUUAUGAUCUUUUCUCUGAUCUACCAGCCAGAUGAGUAUAACACAAAGACCCUGUUUGAUUUCCAUUUCCAGACAAUCAUUGAAUGCCAAAAAGUUAUGUGUUUUUUGUUUUUUGUCUAACACAAAAUGAUCUUUUGAUGGGAACACAACAGGCGCUUAACAAGAAGAAAUACUGACACACUACAACGACUUACUCUGGUGCGAGUGUUUUUUGUUUCCUCUUGUAAAAUCAAAUGUUAAUUGUUUUAACCUGUACAUGUGCAGACUUAUAACUCUACUUUGUGUGUCACAGCCGAUUAUCUUGUGGUGUUUUUUGUUGUUUUUCCAGUUUGGGUGCAGCUGUGACUCAACAGCUGGUUGUUAAAUUCUAGUGAUUUGUGCCAACUGAAUGUCAAUAUAGCUACUGAUAACCACAACCUGUGUCUGGCCUGUAGUGACGAUGAUGAUGCGUCUGCAAUAUCAGAGUCUACAAUAAAACUGGAUGUUGAUAACACAUUGAUUUGUGAUCAUUAGUUUUGGUUUAAUGUCCCAGACUGAUGUAUUUUUGUGCUUGCAGUGUUGUUUGGAUUUAUAUUAAAGAAUUUUU